CAGCAGUAGCAAUGUCCACCCGUACGAAGCGCAUUAAGAAAACGUCAUGGGGUGCAAGGGAGCGAGCGGGCAUGAGCUUCCUGAUUGUCGUAGCGUUCUUCGCCGUUUUCGGGCUCAUCAUUCUGACGGAGGUGCUGAUGAUAGACGAUCGGGGCCGGGCGGGUAGCAUCAUCGUACGACACGGCAGCAACGGAGGUCGGUUCGGUGAAUCCGUACCGGACUAUGAUGAUGUGAAGGAUGACUAUCUCGACGAUACAGGGAUCUUCGUGCGGGAGACCAAGUAUGGUGGCACUGCAGUGAAAAACAUUUUGAAGAAUCAAAAAGAUCUGAAAAACUCUAUCGGCAUAUCCGUGCUAACAGAUUCGACCGAGCCGCGGAACCCGCCUAUUGUGCCUUGGGGCCAGAUGUUGCCGUCAAAGAUCGAACAAACGUUGCCCCGCUUUCCGGCCGACAUGAAGCCAACGGAUGGCUCGUGGGAGAUAGUGAAUGGUACCAGGUACAAGUUUUUCGUGUUUUCCGCCUUCUACGAUCGUCGCGAUGGUAAGCUGGUGCGUGUUAUCGGAGCCACCAAAACGCGUGGCCCGGAAAAAGUGUGGUGUCGGUUUUGGUACCAAACAGGGGUGAACAGCACAAAAUAUCGAUCGGCAUCGGUGAUGGCUCGGGUGAAGAUCAUCCGUGAGAACUGGAAUCUUAAAUAUAGCGCCUGUUUUAUCCUGUGUCCCAUAAGGGGACCGUACCCCGAAAUUCCACACGCUGUUAGUGUGGUUAGCAAGAUAAGAGCGGCACCGGGGAAUGUGCUCAUGUUACGGAAUACUGACAACGAUCCUGAUUUUACGAAUCGAACGUUUAGCAACAUACCAAAUAGCAUCGGGGUGUGUGUGAAGCCGUUACACUUUAACUACGAUCAGGCGCUAUAUUUGUUAGAGUUUCUCGAGCUCAACAACUUACUAGGCGUAAGUCAUUUCACUUUCUACAACCAUACGAUCGGACCGAAAGCGUCCUGUGUGCUUCAACACUACGUAAAUGGCGAUCUGCCACAGUAUAUCGCACCGUAUGAAGACGCGCACCCGCCAAAGGCACCGAACAGCUCAUCGGUCGAUACGACCGAUGCACCCUAUCACAUGCCUACCAAAUACAAUGAAGACAAUACUGCACAAUUAAAGCCAAAAAUCAGUGUAAAUAUUUUGCCAUGGAAUUUAAGAAUGCGCUCACAAAAGGAGAUACGUACCGAGGGGCUGUUUGCCUCGCUCAACGACUGUUUGUAUCGCAGUAUGUACAGAUACUCACAUGUUGCUUUGAUUGACUUGGAUGAGUUUAUCAUACCCCACCACAAUGACACUUUGAUCGAUCUCAUCACAUGGUUGUCGAAGCGCAUCAACAACCGCAACACUGGAGCGUACUCAUUCCAGAAUGCAUUUUUCUAUCUGCAAUUCGCUGACGAUGCCCUCAUGUACACGGGAUCGGAAACGCAGGCCAAUCUACGGGCGGCACUUACUACACAGCGCAAAACACGUCGAAGAUCGAAGCUUCAUCCACAGAAGCAGCGGUCGAAAUACAUCUGCAAACCGGAAGCUGUCAUCGAGGCAGGCAAUCACUUCGUUUGGGAGUUCUGUCCCGGUCGGGGUUCUUUAAACGUACCGGCAGAUGCAGCCAUCUUGCAUCAUUAUCGGGUAUGCGAAUUCGGUGGGGACGAUUGUAUCAAGACACCAUCGCUAGUAGAUCGCACAGCACACCGCUAUUCGAAGCGCUUGGUGGACCGUGUCGGUACGGUGUACAACUAUUUGAAAGAAACUUGCAGCCUGCCCGACAUCCCGAGGGCACCCACGAAGCCUCCACCAACGCGCAAGAAAGAACUCAAAAUACGAAUCCCGCUGAAUCCGGAAGGUGAUAAGAAAGUUACUGAAACGAACAAACCCCAACCGAAUGCGGGCGGCGAUGCAUCGCAAAGACCUUCGACGGCUCCGGUGGAAGUAAUUCUCAAGACACGUUGAUGACGGACUCGUGCUUGGCACGAGAGAAAUCGCCAUUCAUCUGUUU
Anopheles maculipalpis is the source of this 2037-nucleotide messenger RNA. RefSeq lists its product as uncharacterized. The transcript is spliced from 10 exons. Lineage: Eukaryota; Metazoa; Arthropoda; Insecta; Diptera; Culicidae. The record is from RefSeq and is a predicted model, not a curated record. The coding region runs from base 12 to 1991 and encodes 659 amino acids.